AUGUGGGCAAAGGCGGCAUUCGCUGCCAGUACACUCUUCGCCCAUUGCUUUGCAUCACCCGUGGUCGCUCCUCAUCUUAUACACGAGAAGCGAGACUCAUUGCCACAUGGCUGGGUGAAGCGCUAUGCGGUGGAUGGCAAUGCUGAGCUGCCCAUGCGUAUCGCCCUUACGCAGAACAAUCUCCACAAUGCGCAUGAUUGGCUCAUGGACGUGUCACAUCCUGAGUCUGACAAGUAUGGAAGGCAUUGGUCUGCGGAAGAUGUCGCGAACGCGUUCGCUCUGAGCAAGGACACCUCGGAUGCUGUGAAGGCAUGGCUGGCCUCUACCGGCAUUCAUGAUGACCAAAACUUGCUCAAGACCAAGUACCAUGUCUACGAACACGAUGAGACGGGUCAACCUCACGUUGCUUGCGAGGAGUAUUCCAUCCCGGCAGCGCUCAAGGAUAAGAUCGACUUUGUGUAUCCGACUGUACACUUUGAUGCUAAAUUGAAGGUCCGUGAUACAUCAGACAGCGUCACGAAGCGUGAAGUCAAGCCUGGAGCUGCAAAAUCGCCUGGUAAACCUGGAUCCGGCUCAUUGCCAAAUUGGAACCACAGCUUCCUUCCGCAUAGCGACAUCAUCAAGGAGCUACAGAACUGUGACAAACAGAUCACGCCUUGGUGCCUUCGACUGCUGUACAAGUUCCCGCCCGGCCUCACCGUGAAUCCCAAAAACAGCUACGGCAUCGUAGAGUACACCCUACAAGCAUAUGUGCCGUCCGAUCUAGACCUCUUCUUCAACAACUUCAGCACCAAGCAGAAGACUACCCUCUACCAAGUCGGCGACACAGUGGAAGGCGCCUCUUUCAAUGACUUCCUCGAUGCUAUCGAUGGCUCCUACUGCACCUACCAAGGAGAUGACGAUCCAUCCCAGGACGCCACAUACCCAGAUCCAUACUGCGAUCCAGCAUCCCAAGACUGCUACAAAGGCCCAAAGAACUGCGGCGGCUUCGCAGCUACCAAAGUCAUCAGCACGUCCUACGGCUAUAACGAACACGACCUCACCCCAGCUUACGAGCAACGCCAAUGCAACGAGUACAUGAAGCUUGGUCUGAUGGGCGUCUCAGUCGUCUACUCCAGCGGCGAUUAUGGCGUAGCUGGCAACAGUGGCCAGUGUAUCAACGGAGCCGGCGUAGAUGCACCAUACAACAACGGUACUAGUGGGCGUUUCAAUCCAAGCUUCCCGAGUACGUGUCCGUACGUCACGUCUGUAGGUGCUACGCAGGUCACCCCGGGAACAAACAUCGUGACGAGCAGGACGCAGCCUGAGCAAGCUUGCGAGACUGUUACUUACUCCGGCGGUGGCUUCAUAACGUAUAGCGCGGAGCUGUUUAAUAACAGUGGUCAGACGAGAGGAUUCCCCGACAUCUCAGCAAACGGCGCAAACUACGUCGUCGCCAUCGACGGCCAAUGGGCCCUCGUCCACGGCACCUCUGCUUCUUCUCCUACGCUCGGCAGUGUUCUUACGCUUAUCAACGAAGCACGCUUCGAUCUUGGCAAGGGAUCGAUCGGGUUUGUUAACCCUACGGCGUAUGCGCAUCCUGAAGUGUUCAAUGAUGUGACGCAAGGGGGCAAUCAAGGCUGUGGCACUGCUGGGUUCCAGGCGACGAAAGGCCGGGAUCCUGUUACGGGGUUGGGCACGCCCAAUUCUCCGAGGAUGCUGGAAUUGUGGUUGGGGCUGCCUUGA
Fulvia fulva is the source of this 1725-nucleotide messenger RNA. Its product is annotated as Aorsin. Gene Ontology annotation, molecular function: tripeptidyl-peptidase activity; serine-type endopeptidase activity. Gene Ontology annotation, biological process: proteolysis. Bases 1 to 1725 code for a protein of 574 amino acids. The record is from RefSeq and is a predicted model, not a curated record. The transcript has 7 exons. NCBI's taxonomy places the organism in Eukaryota, Fungi, Ascomycota, Dothideomycetes, Mycosphaerellales, Mycosphaerellaceae.